Hevea brasiliensis (rubber tree) is the source of this 336-nucleotide messenger RNA. RefSeq lists its product as uncharacterized. The transcript has a single exon. The coding region runs from base 1 to 336 and encodes 111 amino acids. NCBI's taxonomy places the organism in Eukaryota, Viridiplantae, Streptophyta, Magnoliopsida, Malpighiales, Euphorbiaceae. The record is from RefSeq and is a predicted model, not a curated record.
AUGCCGCUAGGCCAGCAACCACCGGCAGUGACUAUAGCACAGGAAAAUUUUCACACUCACUCAACCCACAGCUCAGUUGGCCCAGUUAUUGCAGUGCUUGCAGUGAUCAUGAUUUUAGGAUUACUCGCUGUUACGAUUGGAAGGCUCUGCUCUAGAAGGAGAAUCUUGGGUUAUGGCCAGUAUGAUAUAGAGAAUUGGGCAGAGACAAAAUGCUCUUCUUGCAUUGAUGGAAGGAUAAGCCCACCUCCAAGGUCUAAUGUGUUUGCCACAUCUGGUACGCCACCGAUGCCUGCACAAACCCCCCAAGAAACAAAGCAGGAAGAGCAAUCUCCUUAA